AUGGCCAACUACCACUAUGAUGAGGCCGGGAACAUGGCUGCGUACUUUUUGAUAUCCGUCCUCGCUAUAAUAUUAGUCCCCGUGACGCUCUCCACAGUCACUCGCUUUGCUGCAGGGCAUCCGAAGGAUCCCAAGGGAUGUCAGUGUAAGUUGUGUGUAGAACGGAGAAGACAAAUUUUGGCGCGAACAAAGGGGUCACCGCUCAAGAUGAUUUUGACCAAGAGAAUGUUCUCUGUCCUGUUGGGGUGGUCUCUCGUUGCAUUCCUAGCGUACAAAGUCGCAAAUGCACAGGACGAAAACAAGGUCUACAACCCAUUCGAUAUUUUGGGGAUAGCAGCUGGAACUUCAGAGAAGGAGAUCAAAUCACACUUUAAGAAGCUUUCAAAACUCUACCACCCCGACAAAGUGAAAGCGACCUUGAAUCAGACGAUCGAUGAGAUAGAGAAGCGAUUCGUAGAUAUUACAAAGGCCUACAAGGCGCUCACCGAUGAGACCAUUCGUCGUAAUUAUGAAUUAUACGGUCACCCUGAUGGCAGGCAAGAAUUGUCCAUGGGCAUUGCAAUUCCUUCUUGGAUCGUGGAGGGUAAGAACAACGUCUGGGUUCUUGGGAUCUAUGGAAUACUGGUUGGUGGCGUCCUGCCGGGAAUGGUGGGGAAAUGGUGGUUCGGGAACAGAGGUCGCACUAAGGAGGGCGUGAGCGCGAAAACUGCAGAGGGAUUUUGGAAAGGACUAGCGGAGACGAGUGGGAUAACUGAAGUUGGCAAGGUAUUCGUGAACGCAUUCCAGCAUGAGAGAGUCACCAAGGUGGGUGGUGAUCUGCGCAAGGUAGAGGGGGAGAUAGAAAAGCGACUGGGGAAGGAUUGGUCUGAGUUGAAGAGUUCACCGGCGGAUGAAGCAUCUACCAGGGCUCUCGUGUUACUCUAUGCCCAUUUUCUGCGAUUAGAACUUGGCUCCAAGGCGCUGUUGGAAGAGCAGAAAUCUUUGUUACUUCAAACCCCUCUACUGUUAAAUGCCUACCUUAGUAUUGCGUCGGCGCGAAGCUGGUUGUCUCCGACGCUUGCUGUCAUGCGAUUACACGCUUACAUCGCCCAGGCUAUCGUUCCAGGAAGACGUAGUCUACAAGCACAGCUCCCCGGUUUUGCGCCUGAUGCUCCUGCCGACGAAGUGGACGAUCUCUCUGAUGUCGUGCGACAGCUACGAGAAAGUGGCGAUGAACGUGCCGAGGAAGCGCAGAAGGCCUUCACAGGCUUGGGCUCUCUGGAGAUUGUCGACAUGCGCUUCAAAGUCAUCGGUGAACGCGUUGUAACUCCCUCCUCGAUUGUGUUUUUGUUGGUGAAACUCCGAUUAAAGGAUUUAUCCACAUUGCCCAUCGAUGGCACAAAGAGCGAAGUUGCGGAACCUGAGGAUUCGCCCAGUAACAAUGAGAUCGAUGAGAAAUUUUUGCACAGUCGGCGGGAUGCGGAGGAAAUUGAGGUUGGAGACACGGGAGUCGCGCACGCUCCUUAUUGGCCUGGGCUGCGCAAACCUGGCUGGUGGCUUAUCCUCGCAGAUGACAAAUCCAACAGGAUUGUGGUGCCGCCCUUGAAAAUAAUGGAUGUUCCUCUGUCGGACCCCUCGAAGGAACGCAACUAUCGCUGCUACAAACUUCAAUUUCAGGCGCCCCCUAACGUGGGCCUAUUCACCUGGAAAGUGUACUUCGUGAGCGACACGUUCAUCGGUGGAGAAUCCUGUAGGGAUAUUGUGCUUAAGAUUGAUGACGUCUCUGCGCUGAAUGCUGAGGAACAGCACUUGGAGGACGAAAUCUCUGAUCCGGAGGAGGACACACUGGCUGGUCAAAUGGCAGCCAUGCGGGGGGGGCCAGUGAAGAAGGUGCCAGUGGCGGAGGAGGAUAGUGAUGAUAGCUUAACUGAUGAUGGUGAUGAGGACGAUAGUUCUGAUAGUGACUAG
Messenger RNA from Pisolithus orientalis, 1947 nucleotides. RefSeq names its product translocation protein sec63. The record is from RefSeq and is a predicted model, not a curated record. The coding region runs from base 1 to 1947 and encodes 648 amino acids. Gene Ontology annotation, biological process: SRP-dependent cotranslational protein targeting to membrane; post-translational protein targeting to endoplasmic reticulum membrane. NCBI's taxonomy places the organism in Eukaryota, Fungi, Basidiomycota, Agaricomycetes, Boletales, Pisolithaceae. Gene Ontology annotation, cellular component: Sec62/Sec63 complex. Gene Ontology annotation, molecular function: RNA binding; transmembrane protein transporter activity. The transcript is spliced from 10 exons.